This is a messenger RNA of Knipowitschia caucasica, 2832 nucleotides long. The record is from the annotation of a GenBank genome assembly. NCBI's taxonomy places the organism in Eukaryota, Metazoa, Chordata, Actinopteri, Gobiiformes, Gobiidae.
AUGGUGGAGACUCGAGCUCGCACCCCGAGUCUGAGACGCGACCCUCCGUCCUUUCUAUCCGUCAGACCUCAGCGCGGCGAUGGGGGCGUGGUCAACAGAUCCGUCAGACCUCAGCGCGGCGAGGGGGCGUGGUUAACAGAUCCGUCAGACCUCAGCGCGGCGAGGGGGCGUGGUCAACAGAUCCGUCAGACCUCCACGCGGCGAGGGGGCGUGGUCAACAGAUCCGUCAGACCUCAGCGCGGCGAUGGGGGCGUGGUCAACAGAUCCGUCAGACCUCAGCGCGGCGAGGGGGCGUGGUCAACAGAUCCGUCAGACCUCAGCGCGGCGAGGGGGCGUGGUCAACAGAUCCGUCAGACCUCAGCGCGGCGAGGGGGCGUGGUUAACAGAUCCGUCAGACCUCAGCGCGGCGAGGGGGCGUGGUCAACAGAUCCGUCAGACCUCCACGCGGCGAGGGGGCGUGGUCAACAGAUCCGUCAGACCUCAGCGCGGCGAUGGGGGCGUGGUCAACAGAUCCGUCAGACCUCAGCGCGGCGAGGGGGCGUGGUCAACAGAUCCGUCAGACCUCAGCGCGGCGAGGGGGCGUGGUCAACAGAUCCGUCAGACCUCAGCGCGGCGAUGGGGGCGUGGUCAACAGAUCCGUCAGACCUCAGCGCGGCGAGGGGGCGUGGUCAACAGAUCCGUCAGACCUCAGCGCGGCGAUGGGGGCGUGGUCAACAGAUCCGUCAGACCUCCACGCGGCGAGGGGGCGUGGUCAACAGAUCCGUCAGACCUCAGCGCGGCGAUGGGGGCGUGGUCAACAGAUCUGUCAGACCUCAGCGCGGCGAGGGGGCGUGGUCAAUAGAUCCGUCAGACCUCAGCGCGGCGAGGGGGGCGUGGUCAACAGAUCUGUCAGACCUCAGCGCGGCGAGGGGGCGUGGUCAACAGAUCCGUCAGACCUCAGCGCGGCGAGGGGGCGUGGUCAACAGAUCUGUCAGACCUCAGCGCGGCGUGGUCAACAGGUCAGACCUCAGCGCGGCGAGGGGGCGUGGUCAACAGAUCCGUCAGACCUCAGCGCGGCGAGGGGGGCGUGGUCAACAGAUCCGUCAGACCUCAGCGCGGCGAUGGGGGCGUGGUCAACAGAUCCGUCAGACCACAGAGGGGCGUGGUCAACAGAUCUGUCAGACCUCAGCGCGGCGAGGGGGCGGUCACAGAUCGUCAGACCUCAGCGCGGCGAGGGGGCGUGGUCAACAGAUCCGUCAGACCUCAGCGCGGCGAGGGGGCUGGUCAACAGAUCCGUCAGACCUCAGCGCGGCGAUGGGGCGUGGUCAACAGAUCUGUCAGACCUCAGCGCGGCGAGGGGCGUGUCAACAGAUCCGUCAGACCCAGAUGGGGCGUCCGUCAGACCUCCACGCGGCGAGGGGGCGUGGUCAACAGAUCCGUCAGACCUCAGCGCGGCGAGGGGGCGUGCGAUGCAGUCACGUGACCAGGGGAAAGGAAUGCCAACAUGGACCCGUGGCAAGGACGGGAUCUGAGCGCGCUGCGGCCGUGACGGAGCUCAGGCCCGGCUCUGCGUCUACACCAACCCAAAGAGGAGGACGUCCGAACCCGCGGGAGGCCCAGGUUCCUGCGGACCGUGAGCACCAAUUCUUGGACAGAGGGACACGAGCUGAGAUCGUUCUGGAUCAAUGGGACAGUAGCCUGUUCUCUGUGGAGCUGGGAGAUGGAGCAGGCAGCGAGGGGGGCAGCGAGGGGGGCAGCUCCUGUGACAGCCCAGAGGUGGCGGAGCAGGGGGCCAUGCACGGCUCCAGCUCUGCCCCUGAUGAAGACGAGGAGGACGAGGAAGAGGCCACACAGCUGCCUCUGAUUAUAGGGGCUGCAGGAGAAGAUGAGAAUUCCAAUCAGGAUUCCAACCUCCCAGACUUCCCCUUCCACCUCCCGUCCCCCUUCUCUCCCACUCUGGAGGACAUCGAGGAGUUCCUGAAGGAGAAGAUGGAUGUGGUCCCAGACGGACUCCUCACCCCCAAAGAGGAGGCCUCCCCUCUCCCCUGCACAGCCCCCACAGUCACCCCCAGCCCCCCUCCAGUCACCCCAAAGAAGGAGCACUCCAGCCCCAGGUGCUCACAGCCUGUGGUGACCCCCCGUCCCAGUGUGAGCCCCCGCCUGCUCCUCGGGCCCCCCCUGGUCCUGCAGAUACAGCCCGUACCCCUGGCCCCGCCCCUCACCCCCACCGCCUCCUACCCCGGGACCCCCAUCUGGCUCACUCACCUGGUCAUGGGGCUGCAGGGGGCGACUGGACAGAAGAUGACUCUGCUGGCCCCCCAGGUCCCCUCCCCCACCGCCACCGCCACGCUCGUCUCCCUGGGCAACGGAGACGCCACGCUGGUCUCCCUGAGCAACGGAGACGCCAAAACAGCCGACCAGAAGUAUGUAAAGAUUGCCCCGUUGCCGAUCACCAUGAGGACUGUGGAGAUCACGGGCGUGGGUGGGGUGGGGGGGCAGGCGAGCAGUAUGCAGAAGGCCGUGCCCCCCCGCCUGUCCCGGGCCCCCACCACGGAGAGGGUCCAUAAGUGCUCCCAUCCCGGCUGCGGCAAGAUGUACACCAAGAGCAGCCACCUGAAGGCCCACUUCCGCCGCCACACAGGGGAGAAGCCGUACACGUGCAGCUGGCCCGACUGUGGCUGGAGGUUUUCCCGUUCGGACGAGCUGUCGCGUCACCGCCGCUCGCACUCGGGCAUCAAACCGUACGAGUGCUCUCUGUGUGAGAAGAAGUUUGCUCGCAGCGACCAUCUCUCCAAACACACCAAGGUCCACCGCAGCUCCAGACCCAGCCGCAGCUUCAGAAACACCAUGUGA